This is a messenger RNA of Limulus polyphemus (Atlantic horseshoe crab), 627 nucleotides long. RefSeq names its product neurobeachin-like. The transcript is spliced from 3 exons. The record is from RefSeq and is a predicted model, not a curated record. The annotation marks the transcript as partial. Lineage: Eukaryota; Metazoa; Arthropoda; Merostomata; Xiphosura; Limulidae.
UCGUUAUGUGCUCACACUGUACUUGACAGAAAAGAAGAAGAAAAGAUUUGUGACCAUCUUAUAACUGCUGCAAGACGAAGAGACAGUGUGGUGGCUGGGAGACUUGUUGAGAAAAUCAUAAACAUCCUCACUGACAAACAUGGAGCAUGGGGAAGAAAAAGCAUCACUUGGAGGGAAUUCCUUAAAUUAGACACUUGGGAAGAUGAUGCAAGAAGACGAAAACGAUUAGUACAGAAUCCACAUGGCUCGAGUCACCCAGAAGCAACCCUAAAAGCUGCCCUAGAACACGGAGCUCCCGAGGAUGCAAUACUUCAAGCCCGUGAAGAGUUCCACAAACAGCUGGCAGUCACUAGGAAGCACCAGCACCUGCAGAGCAAUGACCUGCUGGAUGACAGCGACCUUUGGGACGAUAAAGAUUUAGAUUCAGAACUUCAAGGCACUGUAAACUUCAGCACCAAAUGUAAGUUGAUUGCACCAAGUGUCGUUGCUCCGGGCAUGAUGUCUAUUACACAGAGUGAGCUGUUCUUUGAGGUGGAUGAAGAAGACCCAGAAUUCAUGAAGAUUGAUCCAGAGGUAGGCCCAUCGAUUUUGGAAAGAAUGCAUGUUGUAGUAGUAUAUCUGUUUUAA